Vanrija pseudolonga is the source of this 231-nucleotide messenger RNA. RefSeq lists its product as uncharacterized. The record is from RefSeq and is a predicted model, not a curated record. NCBI's taxonomy places the organism in Eukaryota, Fungi, Basidiomycota, Tremellomycetes, Trichosporonales, Trichosporonaceae. Bases 1 to 231 code for a protein of 76 amino acids. The transcript is spliced from 2 exons.
AUGGACUGGCGCCGCCUCCUGCUCGACACGCUCGACUACGCCCAGCUCGUCAUCUUCGGAGCCUACUUCUUCUACACGCCCCCAACCCCCGCGCCAACCCACACGCCAGGCAUGUGCCGCUGGGACGACUGCGUCGCUCACGCUGUGACCGCCGACCCGAACCCCGCGCUGUGUGCGACUCACCUCGCUGCUUGGGAUAGGGGCUCGAGGCCGGGACUGUAUAGGUCUUGA